This is a messenger RNA of Anguilla anguilla (European eel), 5949 nucleotides long. It is a transcript of the gene adamtsl3, whose product is annotated as ADAMTS-like 3. The record is from RefSeq and is a predicted model, not a curated record. Gene Ontology annotation, biological process: extracellular matrix organization. The transcript is spliced from 31 exons. Gene Ontology annotation, molecular function: metalloendopeptidase activity. Gene Ontology annotation, cellular component: extracellular matrix. Lineage: Eukaryota; Metazoa; Chordata; Actinopteri; Anguilliformes; Anguillidae. The coding region runs from base 574 to 5925 and encodes 1783 amino acids.
CUUUAUAAAUCUCCCUAUUUGCUAAAAUCAUACCAAUUUAUCUUUCCAUAUUUUAGAUGAAAAUUAAGAAAAUAAAUUGUGCUGCUACCACACGCUUAAACAAGAUGACACGAUAAAAACGUAAUGGGUUGCUUGUGGACAAUUCUUUCUGAUAAAAUUUUGCACCUGGCAGGCUUGUUUUGUGGGAGCUUUCAAAUAGUUUCAAGCGCCUUCUAUAGGACGCCUGGCGAAGCUACGUAGCACACAUCGGCAACCAGGCUAGUUCAUUAGUUGUAAUUCUGCCUGAAGUCGCGAAAGCGUGAGCUCGGGGGAUAAGAGAUGUGGUGGCAAUUGACUGUUGCUGUAUCACAUUAAAGUCUGAGUAAAUAUCCUAAAUAAGAUCAUUUCCCCAGAAAGUGUAACCCGGUAUUAUCGACAGUAGUAGAUUUGAAAUAGUUACCGCUUUUUAAAAUUGGAUUUCAGUGAAGAAUUAGCCUAUGGAGAAACUGUGGGUCUCCACAUGAAUGAUUCACCUACUUUUCGAACGAAGGCUGAAACCAACAAAGGCACAUUAACCAUCUGAAGCAGGACAGCAUGGCCAAGAUGAGACUCAGCCUGUUCAUGUGGGAGAUGAGCUUGGCCAUCAUUCUCUUCUCUUCUGAUGUCCAGACGGAAGCAAGCCAGUCACAAAGUGUCUACUUCCUUCCCGAAUUCGCACUGUCUCCACAGGGGAGCUUCCUAGAGGACACGACUGGGGAGCAGUUCCUAACCUUCCGCUAUGAUGAUCAGGCAUCCAGGACCACACGCUCGGAUGAGGACAGGGACAUUGGCUGGGAUGCCUGGGGCACCUGGAGUGACUGCUCUCGUACAUGUGGGGGCGGAGCUUCCUAUUCACUACGCCGUUGUCUGAAUGGAGGGAACUGUGAUGGUAGAAACAUUCGGUACAGAACAUGCAGUAACCGGGAUUGCCCGGUGGAGGCCGGGGACUUCAGGGCCCAGCAGUGCUCGGCCCACAACGAUGUUAAGUACCAGGGGCACACCUACGAGUGGGUCCCUGUGACCCACGAUCCCACUGCCCCAUGCGCCCUCAAAUGCCAGGCACGGGGCAAGAGCUUGGUGGUGGAGCUGGCGCCCAAAGUGCUGGACGGCACACGCUGCAAGACGGACUCCCUGGACAUGUGCAUCAGCGGCAUCUGCCAGGAGGUGGGAUGUGAUCGGCAACUCGGGAGCCACGCCAAGGAGGACAACUGCGGCGUCUGCGCGGGGGACGGCUCCACUUGCCGGCUGGUGCGGGGACAGACCCCGUCACACGUCUCUCCUGAAGAAUCUGUGAAGACUGUGAUCGAAGUGCCCCUGGGAAGCCGUAGCAUGAGAAUCACAGCAAAGGGUCCCAAUGCCAUCUUACUGGAGUCACACACUCUUCAGGGGCGCAAAGAGGAACAUAGCUUCAGCUCACCAGGCCAGUACAUCAUAGAGAACACCACUGUGGAUUUCCAGAGAGGAUCGGAUAGACAGACGUUACGGGCCCACGGACCCCUGACUGCAGACUUCAUCUUCAAGGUAAAGUAUGUGUCUGCCCAGGACACUCUGGUUCAGUUCACGUUCUACCAGCCCAUCCGGUACCAGUGGAGGGAGACAGACUUCUUCCCCUGCACCGUCACCUGUGGAGGAGGGUACCAGCUCAAUUCAGCCGAGUGUACGGACAUCCGCUUCAACCGCGUGUUGCCGGACCACCACUGCCGCAAUUAUCCCGAGAACAAGAAGCCCAAACCCAAACUGAAGGAGUGCAACAUGGACCCAUGCCCUGAAAGUGAUGGCUUCAAAGAGGUGAUGCCGUAUGACCACUUUCAGCCACUUCCACGCUGGGAGCACAAUCCGUGGACCUUGUGCUCAGUGUCGUGCGGGGGGGGCAGCCAGGAGAGGAGCGUGAUGUGCGUGGAGGAGGACGUGCACGGCCAGAUCUCUCAGGUGGAGGAGUGGAAGUGCACGUACUCCCCUCGCCCCGAGGUGCAGCAGAGCUGCAACACUUUCGACUGCCCUCAGUGGAUGGCCAUGGAGUGGUCUCAGUGCACAGUUACCUGUGGCCGUGGCUUGCGUUACAGAGUGGUUCUGUGCAUUGAUCACAGAGGGCAGCACACCGGAGGGUGCAACGCAGGGCUGAAGCCUCACAUUAAGGAAGACUGCCUGGUGCCCGUUGCAUGCUUCAAGCCUCAAGAAAAACCUCCUGUGGAAGCAAAGCUGCCGUGGUUAAAACAAGCCCAUGAACUGGAGGAGCCAAGAGCUGCUUCGGAGGAGCCAACGUUUAUCCCCGGGCCGUGGUCGCCCUGCAGCGCCACCUGUGGGCCGGGUCACCAGAGUCGCGAGGUGAAGUGCAGGGUACUUCUGACCUUCUCGCAGACGGAGGUGGACCUGCCGGACGAGGAGUGCGGGGCAGAGAGGCCUUUGUCUGAGAGGGCCUGUACCCCCCGGCCCUGUGGGGGGGCCCCAGCCCUCCGCCCGCCCCUCGGACCUGAGCGCCAGGGCGAGCAGCGCUACAGCUGGGAGUACGCAGGCUUCACUGCCUGCUCUGCAUCCUGUGCAUCCGGGAAACAAGAAGCUGCUGUGAAAUGCCUGGACAGCGAGAGGCGGGAGGAGGUGGAUGGUGGUCUCUGCGACCAAUCAAGCCGGCUGCCCACGAUGAUGCGAAUCUGCAACUCCCAUCCCUGUCCCCCAAGGUGGGAGUUCACCCCGUGGACCCAGUGCUCAGCAACGUGUGGGGUGGGCAUCCAGACCAGAAGCGUCUUCUGCACUCAACUGCUGUCCUUCGACCUGGGGGACACCGCCUCCGUGCCCGACGGGAUGUGCCAGGAAUUCAGGCCGCCUAUUCUCAGAGCCUGCAACCAGGUGGACUGUCCCCCGACCUGGCAAGCUGAGGAGUGGCAGCAGUGCUCUCACACUUGCGGAGGAGGGACACAGUCACGCAAGGUCCACUGCAAGCAGCUGCUCUCAAAUGGUGACUUCAGAAAAGUCACGGACGAGUCCUGUCAAGAGGUCAAGCCUGCGGCUCACAAGCCCUGUGCCCGAACAGAUUGCCCCCCUCAGUUGGUGGGAGGAGAAUGGUCAAUGUGCUCUGUGACCUGCGGGACGGGGAUCCAGAAGAGGGAGCCAGUGUGCCGCAGGCUGACCUCCGGUGGGCAGCUGGUCACUCUGGGUGAGGAGGCCUGUGACGGUCUCCCCCCUCCGCCCAUCAUCAGAAGCUGCCGCCUGAACGCCUGCUCUAAGCACAAGAAAGAAAAGAAACCGAAGCAGUCAACAAGACGCGGCCCUCAGAUCCUGGGCCUCCACCGCAUCUACAUCCAGACCCGGCAGGAGAAACGCAUCCACUUCACCAUCGGGGGGCGUGCCUACCUGCUUCCAAAGACCUCCGUGGUCAUCAAGUGCCCAGUGCGGAGGUUCCAAAAGAUGAAUAUCAGCUGGGAGAAGGACGGCCAGGCCCUGUCCAAUUGCAAACGCCUGGGUAUCACCAAGUCCGGCUCCCUGAAGAUCCAUGGCCUGGAGGCCACCGACAUUGGGGUGUAUCGCUGCGUGGCUGGCCCAGCUGCAGAGACCUUCAUUCUGAAGCUCAUUGGGAACGACAACCGGCUCAUUGAGCCGCCGGAGGGGCAGGGCCUCAAGGUGGGGCACGGCAGUGGGCUGGCUAAGCUGGACCUGAACGAGGCCAGCCGCCUGGAAGAGAAGUGGAACCGGAUGAGCAAGAUGUGGCAGAACUGGAGUCAAAAGAAUGAAUUCUCUCUGGAUGACAGCCAGGCCCAAGACAGGGCCUUUCUACAGGUCCUCGGCAACUACCUGAUGAGCUCAGUGCAGCCAAGCCACUCCCUGCCGUUGCCGGAGAAACACCUGGAGGCCGCGAUUCUUCAAGGUGCUUACAGUCUGGAUCCUGGGCAGUUUGAGGAGCUGGUGAGGAACAUCAGCCAGCUGGCUGAGAAUGGGGGGGUGGAUGAUGACCUGGCCUCCAGGCUCAUCCACAAAUUGCUGGCAGAGAUGUUUGGGCCCGAAGCUGCCUCAGAGAAAUGGAAAGACACCGAGGAGGAAAAAUCUCUGAAAGGCAAGCUCCUUGAUAAGAUACCCAAUUCAUCAGAGCGUGUGAUUGAAAAAGACCCAGGCGGAGGGGGGAAGCCUGCUAUCAUCCGACACAAGCUGAACCCUCUGAUGACCUUCCAGAAAAGCAUCAAUAUAAGCAUAGGGAGAAGCGCCUUCCUGACCAGUGCCACAAAGAGCGUGUUUCUGCUGUGUGCAGCCCAGGGUAUGCCGAGACCACUGCUUUCCUGGGCCAAGGAUGGAAAGCCACUACAAUUUACAGAAAGGGUGUCAUUGGACGGCGCUGGAGGACUGCGCAUCUCUGACCCCGGUGUGGGAGACAUGGGUGUCUACAGCUGCACGGCCACAAACGAGCUCGGGUCCGACACCGAGAGCUCCCAGCUGCUGCAGGCUGAACCACCGAAGAUUGGGGCCUCUGGGAGGAACGUGUCAGAUCUGGAGGGCAGCACACUGAAGGCUGUGGUUGGGGGCAGGAUCAAUGUUCGGCUUGGAGCCAACGUUACUCUGGAGUGUCCCGUGGAAGGUGUCCCCCUGCCAGUGGUAACCUGGCAUAAGAAGGAAGGCCAGAUGACUGCAAAUGCUCUCCCUCUGCUCAGCGGUUCCUUGUUGCUCCACAACGUUUCGGCCGAGAACUACGGGACGUACUCGUGUGUGGCCUCCAAUCCUUUUGGAAAGUCUCUGGCCUCCGUCGUCCUCCACGUAUCCGCAGGAAACGCCCUGGGCAGGUCUGUGGAUCGGACCGCAAGCAGAAAGAGAGUACUGAUGGCCUCCCGCACGGGCACCAGCGUCACCAUCAGGCCCGGGGACAUCCUGCGCAUAGGCUGUCCUGUGCUUCCCGGCCACAGAGACCCGGUGAAGUGGUACUUCCAGAACCAGACCGCUGAGGCGGCCCCGGGUCCGCAGCACAGGGCUCUGGCCGGAGGACGGGUUCUGGAGGUGAACACACUCCUCGGCCGGUUCAACGGCAGCUACAGAUGCCAGACGUCCUCCGGCUCGCAGCCCGUGUCCGCCUGGGUCAACGUCAGCCUCGAAGAGCACGCGUGGAGUUUGGGUGACUGGACGGCGUGCAGCUCCAGCUGCGGAAACCGAGGCACUCAGUCCAGGAGGGUGCGCUGCGUCAGCCCCGCGGGACAGGAAGUGGCCCCGUCAUCGUGUCACCACCUCCCCAGGCCCGCCUCCAGACCUCAGCCCUGCAAUGUGCAAGACUGCCCAGCCAGCUGGGUCUCCACCGCGUGGUCCAAGUGCUCCACCUCCUGUGGGCGGGGCUCUCGGCAGAGAAAGGUCUACUGUCAGCAGCUGGAGGCAACGGGCGUGGUGAAGGUGCUGCCGCUGUCUGCCUGCAGGAGGGAGAUGAGGCCCACAGACAGGGAGGAGUGCCAGUCAGACACCUGUGCAGACUGGCAGGCCAGCCCCUGGGGACCGUGCUCUGGGCGAUGUCUUGGCCCCGCCCUAACAGUGCAGAGCAGACCAGUGGUAUGCAAGCAUCUGAAUGGCUCCACCCUCCCGGAAUCUGGUUGUGAUGAAAGAGACAGGCCCCUGUCUGUGCGAAACUGCUCCUCGGAGAUGUGUGACGUGCAGUGGAAGACCGGGCCCUGGCGAGCGUGCACAGCGGCCUGCGGGAGCGGGUUCCAGUCCCGCAGGGUCGAGUGCGUCCACAGGAGGAACGACAAGACCCUCGCGGACCAGCACUGCGCCUGGCAACGGCGUCCCAUCACCUGGCAACACUGCAGCGUCACCUCCUGUGGCAGUGAAUGCAAGGACACGACUCACUACUGCUCUGUGGUGAAGAGACUCCGUCUCUGCCGCGUGGGUCUGUACAAGCAGAGGUGCUGCCAGUCCUGUGGGGAGGAAGCACCAACCACACAGUGAUUGGAAACAACUGACUGCCCAACU